AUGCAGCCCAGUACACCACCAGGUUAUGUAUUCGCAGACAGAGACGAACUGGAUACUGCACUUGGUACCAAUUGUGAUGGGGAUUACUCAACCACCGGAAACUAUGGUGAUAUUUCAACGUGGGUUGUCUCAAAAAUUACUGACUUCACAGAUCUCUUUCGAACCUGUACCACGUUCAACCAAGAUAUUUCUCAGUGGGACACCAGCAAUGUCAUUACAAUGAGAUCGGCGUUUUUCGGAGCUUCAGCAUUUGAUCAAAAUCUGAACAAUUGGGAUACCAGCGCUGUAGUCGAUUUCUACCAAGCAUUUUCGGGGGCAGCUGCAUUCACAGGUACUGGUCUUUCCAACUGGAAAAUUACGAGUGCAACAGACAUGCAACUGAUGUUUUAUCAAGCAAGCGUGUUCAACGAAAAUAUUGGAAGCUGGGACGUCAGUAAGGUGGAGAUUAUGACCUCUAUGUUUGCCAGAGCAUCAAAAUUCGAAAAGGACCUGAGCACCUGGAGUACAAUUAUGGUGAAAGAUUUCGGUCGCAUGUUUGUUCUGGCAACCUCGUUCACUGGCAGUGGCCUUUCAGGUUGGCAAACUUCUAGUGCAACAGAUAUGAAUGCGAUGUUUAGAAGCACAAAGUUCGAGCAGAAUCUCAAUGGCUGGGAUACAAGUUUGGUAGAGGACUUCAGUGAAAUGUUCAAGUCGGCAACUUUGUUCACAGGCGGCGGCCUUUCUGAUUGGAAAACCUCUAGUGCAACAGAUCUCCAACAAAUGUUCAUGAGUGCAAGCGUCUUCAACGAGGACAUCUCAGACUGGGAUGUGUCCAAUGUUGGGGAUUUCCAACAAAUGUUCAGCGGCGCCAGUGCCUUUUCCAAGGACUUGACUACCUGGGGAACCAAGAUCACGAGUACAACAGCGCCUACGACUGAAAUGUUUUUGAGUACUUCAUGCACUACACAGACAGACCCAGACGUCUCAAUCACUCCAAAGGGACCAUUCUGCCCCUAA
Molecule: messenger RNA, 996 nt
Organism: Seminavis robusta
Lineage: Eukaryota; Bacillariophyta; Bacillariophyceae; Naviculales; Naviculaceae
Source: the annotation of a GenBank genome assembly